This is a messenger RNA of Alternaria arborescens, 1545 nucleotides long. RefSeq lists its product as hypothetical. The transcript has a single exon. Lineage: Eukaryota; Fungi; Ascomycota; Dothideomycetes; Pleosporales; Pleosporaceae. The record is from RefSeq and is a predicted model, not a curated record. Bases 1 to 1545 code for a protein of 514 amino acids.
AUGCGUCUCGACUCCUGCAUCGACCUCAUCUACGCGCACAUCGUCGGGUCAACAUUCUCGCAACCGCACUUCCAAGACUAUAUCAUCGAUACGCUAGCUUCCGUUCUCGAUUCAGCGCAAGCCUUCGAUCAAGGGGUUCUCGAAUUGCUGUUCUUGGAAAAGCACGCGUCAAGCGUGCUGAGACGAUUCAUCACUGACAAGAUGUUUGGGCACGAUAGACGAAUGCUGGGCAUGAUGAGAAAUUCUGUGGAGGAUAUUGUGACCGCACGCAGUGAUGUCAAAGGCUGUGAAUAUCAUAUACAUCAAGACGGGAUAUGCUAUAAACAUGGAAAGGCUGACGAGGGUAAAGACAUUGCUGGGGGUGUUAAGGUACCCGGAAAGAAGUGGAGUGUUGAUGACGACCCGGAAUUGAAUGCGAUGGCUGCACAAUACUCGGGUGGAAGUAAUAAGACAUCCGCUGUCACAACGGAAAAGAUGUCCCAUAAUCCGCCAAAAUCGACAAGGACUAUAAAAACCAAGCAUCGCAGCUUCAUGGAUAAGCAUCAAGAUCGAAACUACACUCGCACAUCGCAGUCGAAAAGGCCAUCUUUACACAUUACACUCUCAUCAAAGCUGCACAAUCAAGCCCAUACAGUCGUUCCCAGCAGCCCCCUUAGUCCCCCUCCCUCACUUCAAGCGUUGACUGCCGAUGUAGACAUCGAUAAACCAUUACCGCCUACACCAUCGCCACAUCAAUUACCCUUGCCGCUAUCUUUCAGUUUCCCUGAACCAAUAUUCAGAGACAUGUAUACCUUUUGUGAAGAAGCCUUUCAAACACCCAGCACUCAAGACCUAGUACUCGAGUGUCUCGGACGUCUUUCACCAACACUAUCUCGCACUCUUACUCAAGACCUAAUCGAGGGAGACACCGCUCGCUCGGCCUCUUACAGCGUUAAACCCAUUGAUUCAGCACGCAACCACACAUCGUCAAUUGCGUCAACAGAGUUUUUUGUUCCUGCAGCAACUCAGGCAAUACCUUCACCACCCACCUCUGAUGACUCUGCAACUCACUCUCCUUCAUCCGAAGAGGACAUCCCAUCAUCUCUCCGCCCUGGUUUUACCGUGCACACUUACAUGCCAACAAAAAACUUGACUUUCGCCUCUUUGCCAACACCAGAGUCUACAAUCCAGAGUCCACGCAAUUCAUCUUUGCAGAAUGAUCAACUCCACAACACCGCAUCUUGCGUACCGUUGCGACCCGAUACCGAGACUCGAACCAUCAUUCCUCGGUCCCCAAGUCCACACACCCCAAUACCGCCAGUCCAGCGACCUUAUCAUAUAUCCGCUACCUCUCCCUCUCUUCCACAUUUCCGCCCGCUGAUCAAACGAAAGCCUGCACCAUCGCGCGGAACAGACUGGCUAGAGCAACAGUACACGUUGUUUGCGCUACAAGGAACGCAAGGGUUUGGCUUGAGAAAGGGUGGUCGAAAGAAUGUGAGGAAGAGUCGGUUUAUGGAGAUAUUGGGCAGUGUUGGGAAGAUGGAUGGAGACGGUAGGAAGGGAUAA